AUGGGGCCAAAUUGCGAGCAUGAGCACCACGCCACCCUUUCUGAGCUGCGGGCUUGCGGAACCUGCGAACUCUGCAUACUCAUCAACAUCCUGAUAUGUGAGGACACGGGCACCACGGCCAAGAAAGACAGUGCGUACCGAAUCCAGCUUGUCAAUGAUGGAAGCAAGCCGCAUCGCUAUCUGAAGUUCAGUUUCAGGCAAGAGUGCGGAAGAUGGACGGACAAGAAGAUGAUCAUUGCAUGCUGGGAGAGUUUGACAGAUGACGUCUACGAAGGCUUCCGCUCUCUGGGGCCCUCGACCGCUUCGAAGCAAACAUUCGAUCUUGUGGGGUCGUGGCUGGACGAAUGCCUGGCCGAGCAUACGGCAUGCAACCACAUCUCGGACCUAUCGAGUAGACUCCCGACACGUCUCGUAGAGAUCGAAGCCGCCGACGUGAACGGGGGCUGCAUCAGGGCGCGACUCUGCUGCGGCGAGUCACUGCCACCGGGCACGCCCUACGUGACAUUGAGUCACUGUUGGGGCAAGGACUUGUUCACCACGCUCACGACUAAGAAUGAAGUUGACUGGAUGCAAUCGCUACCCACAGAAGACCUGCCGCAGACGUUCCGCGACGCAAUGGCCAUCGCUCGGAAACUGCGGUAUCGCUAUCUGUGGGUCGACAGCCUCUGCAUCGUCCAAGACUCGGAAGAGGACUGGAUGAGGGAAGCCAGCCGGAUGAGUGAAGUGUACCAGCAUUCAGACCUCACAAUCUCGGCCACGGCUUCGAAGAGAGCGAGUGACGGCUGUUUCCACUCGCGGCCGCCCUACCUUUUCCGCCACCACGGCCGUCCAAGCAGCGGGAUACCACCAAGCUUCUGGAGCCUUGCGCCGCGCGAUCUGUGGGAUCUGGGGGUGGAGAGCCGGCGCAAGCUUGGGCUGCCGCGUCGAGCCUGGGUGCUUCAGGAGCGGCUUCUUUCGCGCCGCAUCCUGCACUACAGCUCGCUCGGCGUCUUCUGGGAGUGUGACAAGGUGCGCAGGUCUGAGCUUGUUCCGGACCACUCGACGCCGCGCCAGUUCGCGGGGCUUCUGCAGCAGCUUUCCGCGAGCUCGCACGAGACGCCGGCUUCCGAGUGGCAUCGGCAUUGGGCGGCGCUCGUGAAAGACUAUUCCGAGCGCCAGCUGACGUAUCCCGACCGUGACAAGCUCGCUGCGCUUUCCGGCGUGGCCAAGGCGUUCCAGUCUCAACUUGACGACGAGGCGUAUGUUGCGGGCAUGUGGAACGACAAGGACGAUCUUUUGCGCAUGCUGAUGUGGACGGCCAUCAAGAAAGCCCCAAGGCAAGCAAAGCCAGUGUACCGUGCACCAUCCUGGUCGUGGGCGUCUCUGGACACUGCCGUGUCGCCUCCGCUGUCCAGCUACGGGCACGAUCUCGUUUCCUUUGUCAACAUCAAACACGCACAGACAAGACCAUUCAACCCGGCCGACCCGACGGGCCGUGUCGUAGAUGGGUCCGUCACUGUCGUGGGGUUCUGCGUGCCCACGCUGUUGACCCUGGACAAACAGAAGACGCGGCUCAAGCUAGUAGGGAGGCAUACGGCGAGUGCCCAGAAGUUCUGGCAACAAUAUCGGCCCACGGUGAGGAUGGAUCAUGUUGAGCCAAUCUCGAGCUUUCCUCGAUGGCUUUGGUGCAUACCGUGGUUCUCUUACGACUUCAUGACCCGCGACAACAAGCCCCGCCACCGAAUCUCCUUCCUGCUCCUCGAGAGCGCGAGGCCAGGGGAGCAAAAGCCAAAGACGUUUAGAAGAGCGGGCAUGGCCGAGAGCUGGAGCUUCCCGCUGGCGUACAAGUGGGAUUUGAUAUACUACAGAGAGGUGACUGUUGUUUGA
Molecule: messenger RNA, 1866 nt
Organism: Diplodia corticola
Lineage: Eukaryota; Fungi; Ascomycota; Dothideomycetes; Botryosphaeriales; Botryosphaeriaceae
Product: heterokaryon incompatibility protein
Exons: 1
Coding region: 1-1866 (621 amino acids)
Source: RefSeq, a predicted model, not a curated record